Sitophilus oryzae (rice weevil) is the source of this 2205-nucleotide messenger RNA. RefSeq names its product lysophosphatidylcholine acyltransferase. The record is from RefSeq and is a predicted model, not a curated record. Gene Ontology annotation, molecular function: calcium ion binding. The transcript has 9 exons. NCBI's taxonomy places the organism in Eukaryota, Metazoa, Arthropoda, Insecta, Coleoptera, Curculionidae. Bases 232 to 1755 code for a protein of 507 amino acids.
ACAGCGCAUUUCCAGGUGUACCACAUUCGAGUACUAUCCACGGCUGCGUUGAUUUACACACCAAAGGAUUCCGACUUGGACGAAUAUAUCUGUUCUGCAUCUCGAUCGCACAGUACUUCGCAGUGUUGUUUUUUUCGCGCUAGGCAGUGAGUGCGCGGCAUUAUGUUUGAUUGCGGCUCGCGACAUUAGACUGUACCGUGUGACAUUUUCGUGAGUAAAAAUACAUCCGAAAUGAAUGCCAAAUUCGCGGCUGGCAUAUCGCAGAUAGACUGUGACACCGAGCCCUUGCUCAACCCUUUCGUGCACCGGCUGGAACUUAACACUACCUAUGAGAAAAUUAAGACAGCUAUCUUGACCCUGGUCCUGGUACCCCUCAGGGUAGGCCUGAUAUGCUUCAUCGUAGUCACCGGUUGGAUGUUGGCAACAGUAGGAUUAAUGGGAGUCAGCGAACAGGAGCUGCACGAGCGACCUCUAGAAGGCUGGAGAAAAUCGCUCAAGUCGAUAGUGGCCCAACUAAUAUUGUGCGUGUACACGGUGGCGGGAGUCAAGUUAAAGAUAGUGGGGAGGCCGUGCUCAAAGGCCGAGGCUCCCAUGGUGGUGCUGGCCCCCCACUCCUCCUUCGUGGACAGCGUGGCCAUGGUGUACAUGGGAGGGCCCUCUAUAGUGGCCAAGGGAGAAACAGCCUCUAUUCCUUUCUUUGGCAAACUAAUAAACUACACACAACCUAUCUAUGUUUGGCGGGAUGACCCAGAAUCCAGACAAAAGUCAGUGAAGGAGAUUAUUAAUAGGGCAACGUCCAGUCUCGACUGGCCACAGAUCCUGAUCUUUCCAGAAGGGACUUGUACGAACAGGUCUUGUCUGAUCAGUUUCAAAAAUGGAGCUUUCUAUCCUGGAGUACCUAUCCAGCCUGUGUGUAUUAGGUAUCCAAACAAACUGGAUACGGUGACAUGGACAUGGGAAGGACCCAGUGCUUUGAAACUUCUUUGGUUGACUUUGACGCAGCCAACAAGUCAUUGUGAAGUUGAGUUUCUACCAGUCUACAGACCGAGCGAAGCUGAAAAACGGGAUCCAAAGCUUUUUGCCAAUAAUGUUAGAGCUGUCAUGGCCAAGGCUCUGGGAAUACCUGUAGUGGACUACACCUACAGCGAUUGCAAAAUGAUGACAAGAGCCAAAGAAAUGAACCUUCCAUUUGCUGGUUCCCUAGUGGAAGUACGAAAAUUAAGAAAAAAAUUAGGAUUGGAAAUGACACAUAUUGAAGACAAACUUCUCGAAUCGAACGGUUUCAUCUGCAGAGAUUGCAGCAGAGUAACGUUUAUAGAGUUUGUCAAUCUGCUAAGGCUGCAAGAUAACGAACAGGUGGCUCUACAGUUGUUCCGCAUCUACGAUAAGCAAAACGUAGGUCUGAUAGACCUUAGGGACUACCUUCUUGGUAUUCUGGCCACGGAGAACAACAAAACUCCUUUGGAGAUUGUAAAAAUAGCUUUAAAGUUGUAUGACGUUAACCACAAUGGAAAAAUUACUGCAGAUAAUUUCUGCAAAGCUCUAUGCCAAACUGUGGGUCUCACUCGCGAGCAAGCCAUGGAGAUUUUCGAUCAAGUCGACAGGCAUCAACUGGGAUUUGUCACUUUCGAAAACUUCAUAAACUACGCCCAGAAAAGAUCUGACUUCCACUACCUCUUCAGUGAUACCCACGACGAGAAGUUUCUACUGAAGAACGGAGACAUCACACCAAACACCAACAAGAAAGUUGACUGAUUUUCACCAAUGGUUGUUCAUAUGUAAAUCUUGGAGUGAACAAAAAAGGAAAUGUCAAUCUCGUUCACAAGUUUCUCCAAUUUAUUACAUGGCUCAACCAUGAUCAAACUAUCUCCAGCAAACUGUUUUCGGUUCUGAGCGUACCCUAGAUUAUAUAUACUUUCCUAGAUAGAUACGAGGGUUGUUUUUUUAAUUUUGCAUAUAGAGGUAGAAAAAAACAACCCCCGAUCAUAUUACCCUCUAACUGUGAUGUCAACAUUAGAAAUGCCCCUAAUAAAAUGUUUCUAUAGUAUGUUUGAGGUUUUCAACUUAAUCAAAAAGAAAAUAAAAAUAAAUAUAUCUAAUACACAAAAAUAGUAUAAUCCAUAUUAACCAAUAUGAAAAAAAUAUACCUACGGGGUGUCCCGAACUGUAUUCCAGAAACUUCGGCAGUAUAUUCUGCAGAUAAAA